Molecule: messenger RNA, 681 nt
Organism: Effrenium voratum
Lineage: Eukaryota; Dinophyceae; Suessiales; Symbiodiniaceae
Source: the annotation of a GenBank genome assembly
AUGGGGGCCGCUUCGGGCGCCGCUUCGAGCGCCGGCGCAUGGCUGGCGGCUUGCCUGGCGAUCUGGGUGGCAUGUGUCCAGGCGAAGGAGCUCACGAAAGCCAACUGGGAGGAGGAGACGGCCGGCAAGACGUUGUUCCUCAGGUUUGGGACCCCAUGGUGUGGCCACUGCAAAGACAUGAAGCCGGCCUGGGACAAGCUCACAGAGGAGUUCGCGGACCACGACUUUGUGCUGGUGGCGGAGGUGGAUUGCGACGGCAGUGGCAAGACCAAGUGCAAGGAGCUGGGUGUCAAGGGCUACCCAGAGGUCAGGCAUGGGAACCCCGACCACCUGGAGGACUAUGCUGGUAGUCGGGACCUGCCCACCCUCCAGAAGUUCGCGCAGGACUUGCGCCCCACCUGCGGGCCCCAGCGCUUGGAGGCCUGCGACGCCUUCACCCAGCGCCAGAUCCAGGACUACAUGGAGAUGCGGCCAGAGGACCUCGAUGCCAAAGUCAAAGGGCAGGAGGAGUUGACCGCCACGGCAGACCGGGAGGUAAACGAGUUGCUGCACAGCAUGCAGCAGGAGUACCAGGAGGCCAAGCGACGGAAGGAGCAAAAGGUGCAGGACAUCCGAGCGGCGGGCUUGACCCUCAUGCGGAGCGUCAAGGAAUACCGGCUCCGGCAGAAGGACGAGCUGUAA